This is a messenger RNA of Punctularia strigosozonata HHB-11173 SS5, 2430 nucleotides long. RefSeq names its product glycosyltransferase family 2 protein. Lineage: Eukaryota; Fungi; Basidiomycota; Agaricomycetes; Corticiales; Punctulariaceae. Gene Ontology annotation, molecular function: chitin synthase activity. Bases 1 to 2430 code for a protein of 809 amino acids. The transcript is spliced from 11 exons. The record is from RefSeq and is a predicted model, not a curated record. Gene Ontology annotation, cellular component: cell periphery; cell septum.
AUGGGCUACGACCUCCACGACGACCCGCACGAGCACGAGCACGCGGACGAGGACGGGGGCGAUAUCCCGCUCCUGCGCCGCCCCGGAUCGGUGUCGAGCGCCGGCGCGGGGCGCGUCCCCGGCGCGUUCGACGAGGACCGGCCGAUCGUGGGCGACGACCGGUCGGAGAAUAAUAUACGGUAUGGACGGAUCCCGCAGAGGGUGCCGAGGCGGUACAAGACGAUCAAGAAGGUCGAGCUGUUCCACGGCAACUUCGUGCUCGACUCGGCGGUGCCGACCAAGCUGCUGAACAUGUGCGCGCUCCGGAACGAGCGCGAGUUCACGCACAUGCGCUACUCGGCCGCGACGUGCGACCCGAACGACUUCAAGGACUCGGGCUUCACGCUUCGGCAGGUGCACUACGACCCGCCGCGGCGGACGGAGCUGUUUAUCGUGAUGACGAUGUACAACGAGGACGAGGAGCUCUUCUGCAGGACGAUGCACGGCGUGAUCAAGAACGUGGCGCACUUGUGUAAGAGGGAGAGGAGCAAGACGUGGGGCAAGGAGGGGUGGAAGAAGGUCGUGGUGUGCGUCGUGAGCGACGGACGGCAGAAGAUCAAUAGUCGGACGUUGAGCGUGAUAGCCGCGAUGGGCGCGUACCAGGACGGGAUCGCCAAGAACAUCGUGAACGGCAAGGAGGUCACGGCCCACAUCUACGAGUACACGACCCAGAUCUCGGUCACGCCGAGCAUGAAGAUCGAGGGCGCGGAGAAGGGCGCGGUCCCGGUCCAGAUCAUCUUCUGCCUGAAGGAGAAGAACCAGAAGAAGAUCAACUCGCACCGCUGGUUCUUCAACGCCUUUGGUCCCAUCCUCCAGCCGAACGUGUGCGUCCUGCUCGACGUGGGCACGAUGCCCGGCCCGACGAGCAUCUACCACCUCUGGAAGGCGUUCGACAUCAACUCGAACGUCGGCGGCGCGUGCGGCGAGAUCGUCGCGCUCAAGGGCAAGUUUUUGCGCAACCUGCUGAACCCGCUCGUGGCGGCGCAGAACUUCGAGUACAAGAUGUCGAACAUCCUCGACAAGCCGCUCGAGUCCGUGUUCGGGUACAUCACCGUGCUCCCCGGCGCGUUCUCCGCGUACCGGUACAUCGCGCUGCAGAACGACGCGACGGGCGAGGGGCCGCUGCAAAAGUACUUUCUGGGUGAGAAGAUGCACGGUGCCGGCGCGGACAUCUUCACGGCGAACAUGUACCUCGCGGAAGAUCGUAUCCUGUGCUGGGAGCUGGUGUCGAAACGGGGAGGCGCGUGGAUCCUGCACUACGUGAAGUCGGCGUACGCCGUCACCGAUGUUCCGGACCAGGUCCCCGAACUUAUCUCGCAGCGCCGUCGCUGGCUGAACGGCUCCUUCUUCGCCGCCAUCCACUCGACGGUCAAGUUCCACUACAUCUACCGCUCCUCGCACUCGUUCAUGCGCAAGUUCUGGAUCCACGUCGAGGCGCUCUACCAGCUCUUCAACCUCAUCUUCUCCUGGUUCGGGCUCGGCAACUACUACAUCGCGUUCGUCAUCCUCUCCAACGCGCUCGAGGACAAGCAGUUCGGGAUCAAGGGCAUCAAGGUUCUCAACGACGUCCUCAACUACUUUUACCUCGGGAUGCUCAUCAUGUGCUUCCUCCUGAGCUUGGGCAAUCGACCGCAGGGCAGCAAGUGGUCGUACACGACCGCGAUGCUCGGCUUUGCGCUCAUCACGGUGUACAUGACGUUUUCGGCGUUCUUCCUUGCGGUGAAGGGCAUUCAGAACGUGGAGCACAAGGAGGACAGCGGGAUCAAGCUUUCCGACAUCUUCACCAACUCGAUCUUCCGCGAUAUCGUCAUCUCGCUCGCGGCGACGCUCGGGCUGUACAUCGUCGCCUCGCUCAUCUUCUUCGAGCCGUGGCAUAUGAUCACCUCCUUCGUGCAGUACACCCUCAUGGCGCCGUCCUACAUCGCCGUGCUCAACGUCUACGCGUUCGCCAACGUGCACGACGUCUCCUGGGGCACGAAGGGCGACAACAAAGUCAGCACCGACCUCGGCGUGGUGAAGACGGGCAAGAACGCGAACGAGGUCGAGGUCGAGGUGCCGACGGAGGAGAAGGACAUCAACGCCGCGUACGAGGACGCGAUCCACGUGCUCCAGUCCAAGCCGCCCAAGGCCGAGUCCAAGCCCGAUCCGCAGACGCAGCAGGAGGACUACUAUCGCCAGUUCCGGACGAACGUGCUCCUGGUCUGGACGCUAUCGAACGCGCUGCUUGCUGCGCUCGUCGUGUCGCUCACGGGAUCGGCUGCAUCGAAGAGUGCGCAGCAUACGGUGAACGGAUACAUGUCGUUCAUCCUCUUCUCCGUCGCGGGCCUCGCAUUCGUACGAUUCUGCGGCUCGACGCUAUACAUGCUCAUACGUCUCUUCGCUGGAGAAUAA